AUGAAACUAGCAAAACUGCAUGAAAUAUUAUUCGUUCUCAGUUUUGUUAGUGUACAAAUUUUAGUGAAACCCGUUCAAAGUAAUCUCUCGUAUGAAAAUAAAAAUGUCAUCAAAAUCAAACAAGAUCCUACUAGGUACCAAGCGGCAGCAGCGUAUCGGAACAAGAAGAAUGGAUUUGUUACCAGAUACUCGAAUAUGACUACUCUACGAACAAAUAAAAAUGUAAAAGCAUUUAUAACAUCACGGCUUACUUCAAUGGGUGCUGGCAAAAAUAACAGCAAAGUCAUAAAUAAGCUUGGCAUUAAUAAUGAUAAGAACAAACCUCAAGCGAAUCAAUUAAAAAAAUGGCAAGUAGGGAGAGUAAGCCGAAAACAGUAUGAAAUCAUAAACAUGCUAUGGAGAAAAACUAAAAUAUUUGUUGAUAUGGAACACACUACUCCCAAUGAUCACUUCAGAAAAAGUAACGAAACUGAGAGAAUUAUCGAUAAAAUAUCUGGUUUUCGUCGACCGUUUGAUCGUCUCCCAUCACGUCCGAGUUUGCCAUCAACAACUCCAAGUUACAUCGAAUUUUAUUACUUAGACGAAACUGAUGAACGCAAGGAAUUUACGGUUCGCAAUAAUAAACAAGUCUCAAAACAAAAGGGAGAUCGCCAACUUAGAAAUCUUGGCAAUCGUAAAUUUGUUCUCUCUGAUUCGCCUAUGUUUUCUUUUCGCAUUGAUAAUACAAACUUAAAACGGUCCCCGAUACCUACUCGCUUUAUGCAACCUACUAAUAGGGGAAUGAAGCGAAGAAAAACCAGAACCCACGACUCGUCACUCACAAUGUUUAAUUCUCUUAAUUCGUUAACGCCUUCGUAUAAGUAUCCACGUCAGCCUGCACAACAAAAAAAAAUUAUGUCAGCGACAAGAACUUCACGAAACUCAUGGCUAACAUUGAAUAUAACUCUCAAUGUGACAACUCAAAGUUCUAUAAUUUUUGAUAAUCAAACUUGUCCAGAUACUACAAAAGCUUUUAAUAUCUCAAGUAAUAGAACGAAUUCUGUAAAUGUGACAACUGAUUCGACUAACGACACUGUAUCAGAAUCUACCACUGCUUACGACAAAAUUAAAUUCUUCGAAAUGUAUGAUAAACACACUCCUAUACCAUACUACGAUGAAAACGGAAGAUUAAUCGAUUCUGACAAUGUUGACAUACUUAUAAAGGGUAACGAAUUACAAAACAGUGAAGAUAAAGUACUUUUAGAGCACGUUGAUCAAGCUAUUGGAAAUGAGCACAGUAACCACAAGGCAAAACAUUCUAAAAAACACAUAAUCGAUACUUACAAGAAGGGCCCAAUAGAUCGAAGUAACGAUAAUUCGAUCAUUGUUUCAUUGAAACCAGCAUUAUUAAAUUUUUCGAAGAUUAUUUUCAAUGUUACUAAGGAACCGACCAAGGAAUUAUUACAGUCUGAUUCAAAAGCUCCUAAUUUUCUUGAAUACAAAAAAAGCAAAGAAGUACAAUGGUCUCAAUACCCUUUUGCUGCUGCCUACGUUUAUGAACCUUCUCAGGUACACUGUGAUGCGGCUGGUAUUAGUCCACAUUGGCUAGUGACUUCUGGAUCAUGCCUAUCAAGGCAUCACAAGAAUCCUGGUGGAGAAGGUCGCUCGGCCUUCGUGACGUACUGCGGAGAUUCCUGGUGGAACCCUGAACGUGUGGCUUACGUCAAGUAUAGUCUUGUACAUCCACGCUACCACCCAAGAGACAAGACACGAAGACAUCUUUACAAUAUCGGACUUAUUCAAGUAGUGACAUCGAUGGCGUCUGCUUGCAAUUCUUGGUCGUCGAUCUCGUUGAUGUCUCAUCAGUUUGUUGCUGAUGGACAAGGCGCUGUUGCUAAUGCAAUUGGUUGGGGUUUGGAUCGAUUCGACACAAAAUAUUCAUCAAAUGAUUUACCUAAAUCACCUCUUAUGUCUUACGAAAACCAAGUCUUCUCAGAUUCCUGCCCUGGAAAUAUUGGGUAUAGUAAAGCGAAGCGACUCGACGAAGAGGGCGGUAUCAAAAACGUGUACUGUUUAGCUCUACCGCCGUAUUCAGGUGAAGAAACCGACCCGGUUCACGGCGGCCUGAUGCUGGUAGGGGGGAAAUUAGUCGCCUUAUAUUUACAGGAGGAGCGUCGUCCGUGGGGUGAUCAAUGUGCCCAAUAUACAGGAACGUGGCGAUUGGUCCCUUGGGUACUCGACGUAGCCCGGGAAAAUGACGAGACAGACGCCUUCACUCUUGAAAUCUAAUUCCGAUAGACUUUUUUUAUAUUUUUACUUUAUUUUUUAUAAUUAGAUUUUAUUUUUUUGUAUUUUUUCUUGUUACCUUUUGUUUACUUCUUUGUAUUUUGUUUACAUUUUUUGUAUCUUU
Helicoverpa zea (corn earworm) is the source of this 2389-nucleotide messenger RNA. RefSeq lists its product as uncharacterized. Gene Ontology annotation, biological process: proteolysis. Gene Ontology annotation, molecular function: serine-type endopeptidase activity. The transcript is spliced from 6 exons. The record is from RefSeq and is a predicted model, not a curated record. Lineage: Eukaryota; Metazoa; Arthropoda; Insecta; Lepidoptera; Noctuidae. Bases 1 to 2268 code for a protein of 755 amino acids.